AUGAGGUUCUUCAAGAAGCACGGAUUAAUGCACUUCGACUAUGGGUAUUUAGCAAUAUUUGUUUGUCUCCGAUACAAGUGUUUGCAUCUGGAGGCAGAAAUUAGUGAUUAUCUUACUUCAAACUCAGACACGGUUUGCAAUUUUGCAGCAAAUGAGGGAAUACAAUUUAAAUUCCAGCCGGCAUAUGCUCCUCACUUUGGUGGUUUGUGGGAAGCAGGAGUCAAAUCGGCCAAAUUUCACCUCAAUCGUAUAUUAGGUAACGCUCAUUUAACAUAUGAAGAAUUGGCAAGUCUCUUUAGUUAUGUGGAAUCUAUCCUUAACAGUCGUCCUUUAUGUCCUUUAUCGUCCUCACCAAACGAUUUCCAACCCUUAACCCCAGGUCACUUCAUCAUCGGCCGCGCGCUCACUUCGUUGCCGUCGCCCCACCUCGCGGAUAUAAACCCAAACCGUUUAGAUAGGUUUCAGAGGCUCGAGGCAUUAAGACAGCACUUCUGGCGACGCUGGCAAAUGGAAUAUGUCUGCGAGCUCCAGCAACGGACUAAAUGGCGUGUUCCAGGACGAGCUCUUCAACUGGGUGACCUGGUCCUAAUCAAGGAAGAGAAUACUCCCCCAAUGCACUGGCGGCUCGGACGAAUCGCCAAAUUGUUUCCUGGCGCUGACGGGAUUUCGCGAGUAGCCGAAGUUGCUACUGGAACGGGCACCUACAAACGAGGUGUGAAAUACCUCUGCCCUCUGCUGGACGAGACCCAUGAAGCCUUGAAGGCUGACGCCUCCAAGGGCCCCCAGGAUGUUGCGGCUCCUACCAAUGGAGGGGAAGUGGGGAACAUACACCGCUAAACCAGUUGGCCCAUCUACCGCUCCCCCCGCCGCAUAUAG
Cydia strobilella is the source of this 876-nucleotide messenger RNA. RefSeq lists its product as uncharacterized. Bases 1 to 837 code for a protein of 278 amino acids. The record is from RefSeq and is a predicted model, not a curated record. NCBI's taxonomy places the organism in Eukaryota, Metazoa, Arthropoda, Insecta, Lepidoptera, Tortricidae. The transcript has 2 exons. Gene Ontology annotation, molecular function: nucleic acid binding.